Messenger RNA from Kogia breviceps (pygmy sperm whale), 4565 nucleotides. The record is from RefSeq and is a predicted model, not a curated record. NCBI's taxonomy places the organism in Eukaryota, Metazoa, Chordata, Mammalia, Artiodactyla, Physeteridae.
AGAGAAAAGCUGACCGUCUAAGCCAAGGAGAGAGGGCUCAGAAGAAAUCAACCCUGCCGGCAUCUUGAUCUCGGACUUCUAGCCUCCAGAACCCUGUUUGACCUCUCUGGGUGUACAAACAUCUGCCUCACAGGAGUUGAUGGGAGCUUUAGAUGAGAUGACCAACGUAAAGCCCCUGGCAUAGAGUCUGGCAUACAGUAGGUGGUCAAUAAAUGUCUGUUCCCUCCUCUCCACUUUCCCCUUCGCAAAUUUGGGGUCAUUACCAUAUAACUUUAUACCCCAAUCGCUGUCAACAAAAAGAGUCACUCUCAGGGUCAGAAUUCAAGAAUUCAUCUUUUUAUCCGAGGCCACGUGAAUCCCCCAGGUCUAGACCUGAGCAGACAAAGGGAGCUGUCUGUGAGAAGCCUUUCUCCAAGGCGAAACUCCAGCCCUACGACCGGUGCCAAAAAAUCGGACUCUUCCUUGAGAACAAGAGAAAAACAUUCUCCAGGAGAAGCAACAGCAAGCGACCUACAGCCUUGGGCCCCUGUUUCUCCGAGUAUUUGUGUGAAAGAGGAGAGAACUGAGCAGAAAAGGAAAAGGCAGAAGGCGCCGUGGUUUGAAGCUGCUGACGUGGUUUGCGAACCAAAGCCGUGUGCUUUGUCAUGUGAGGACUUCUGGAAACGCUUCUGUUGACGCGGCCUUUUCCCUGCCGUUGGCCGGAGCCCUCGGUGCUGGUCCAUGAAGACGGGCCCACCAUGUUCUAUGGGACCCACUUCAUCAUGUCCCCGCCCGCCAAGAGCAAGCUGAGGCGGCAGGGCCAGCUGCUGUCCAGCGUGCUGUCCCGGACGCUGAGCUACAAGUACCGUGACCUGGACGCCACCUGCUCCAGCCUGGGCACCGGCGACGACCCGGCCGAGCUCUCCACCCAGCUCUCGGCCCCUGGGGUCCUGAAGGUGUUUGGGGACAGCGUGUGCACGGGCACCCACUACAAGAGCGUCCUGGCCACCGGCACGUCCAGCGCCCGGGAGCUGGUGAAGGAGGCCCUGGAGCGCUACGCCCUGAGCCCCGAGCGCGCGGGCCAGUACGUGCUGUGCGACGUGGUGGGCCAGGCCGGCGACUCCGGGCGGCAGUGGCAGGCCGAGGGCUUCCGGGUGUUCGGCGACAACGAGAAGCCCCUCCUGAUCCAGGAGUUAUGGAAACCCCGAGAAGGCUUGUCCCGGAGGUUUGAGCUGAGAAAGAGGUCGGAGGUGGAGGAGCUGGCAGCCAGGGACGUGGACACCGUGACGGCAGGGAUAAACGCCCAAGCCCGGAGACUGCAGCGGAGCCGCGCCAAGGGAACCCCAGCCCCGGCCGCGGGGGGCGCCUGGAGCCCCCCUCCACCCCGGCUGCGCCGCACGGUCAGCGAGACCAGCCUGGGCUCGGCCACCGCCCCGCCAUCCGCUGCGCGGGGCCCCGAGGAGCCCGGCCGGGACGCCAUGCGCUGCUCCCUCUACGAGUCUCCCCACCUGCUGCUCCUGCAGGGCUACAGCCAGCAGCACGACAGCCUGGUCUACGUGCUCAACCGGGAGCAGCACACGGUGGGCCAGAGGACCCCCUCCAGCAAGCCCAGCAUCAGCCUCUCGGCCCCCGACAUCCUGCCCCUGCACUGCACCAUCCGCAAGCGCCGGCCAUCGGGCCGGGCGCAGGCGGGGGCGCAGCUGGUCCUGGAGCCCAUCCCCGGGGCGCCCGUCUCGGUCAACUUCUCGGAGGUGGGGGGCCGCGCCGUGGUGCUGCGCCACGGGGACCUGCUCUCCCUGGGCCUGUACUACCUGCUGCUGCUGAAGGACCCAGCGCAGGCCCAGCCCCUGCCCGCCCAGGCCCUGGCCCGCCUCCGGGCCGUGCCGGAGAGCUGUAGGAUGUGCGGCGCCCCGCUCCGGGCCCGGGGCGCCUCAGUCUCCGCGGGGCCCGUCCCGCCCCGGCCGCGGCCGCUGCACCUGGAGUUCGAGCCCGACGUGGAGGACGCGCUGCUGCAGCGGAUCCUGACGCUGGUCGAGCCGGGCGGCGGCGACCACAAGCUGACCCCCGCCUUCCUCCUCUGCCUCUGCGUCCAGCACUCGGCCGCCCGCCUCGAGCCGGGCUCCUUCGGGCGGCUCCUGCUCAAGAUGGCCACGAUGAUCCGAGAGACCGUCUGGGAGAAAACCAAAGAACUCGCCGAGAAGCAGGCGCACCUCCAGGAGCCCCUCUCCACGGCCAGCUUCACCAUGGCAGGCCUGGUUCCGGACCUGCAGCACAUCCUCUUCUGGAUGUCCAACUCGGUCGAGCUUCUGUACUUUAUCCAGCAGAAGUGCCCACUCUACAUGCAGAGCCUGGAGGAGGAGCUGGACGUCACAGGCUCGAAGGAGUCCCUGUUCUCCUGUGCCCUCACGGCCAGUGAGGAGGCCAUGGCAGUGCUGGAGGAGGUCGUCCUGUACGCCUUCCAGCAGUGCGUGUACUACGUCUCCAAGUCCCUGUACGUGUGCCUCCCGGCCCUGCUGGAGUGCCCCCCCUUCCAGCUGGAGUGCCGCGAGAGCUGGGGCUCAGCCCCUCAGCUGCCCGAGGAGCUGCACCGCGUCGUGUCCAUCUACCAGGCCACCCUGGACCUCCUUCGGCUGCUGCAGGUGCACCCCGAGAUCGCCGCCCAGGUGCUGGCUUACCUCUUCUUCUUCUCCGGCACGCUGCUCUUCAACCAGCUCCUGGACAAGGGGCCCUCUCUGAGCUGCUUCCACUGGCCCAGAGGCGUCCAGGCCUGUGCCCGCCUGCAGCAGCUCCUGGAGUGGACAAGGAGCGCCGGCUUUGGCGAGGCUGGAGAGCGCUUCUUCCGGAAGCUUUCCUGCACGCUCAACCUGCUGGCCACGCCCAGCGCCCAGCUCGUCCAGAUGAGCUGGGCGAACCUGCGGGCCGCGUUCCCUGACCUGAGCCCCGCGCAGCUGCACCGCCUGCUGACCCAGUACCAGCUGGCCUCGGCCAUGGGCCCCAUGAGCGCCUGGGAGCCGUGUGCCCAGGACAGCCCCGCAGCCUUCAAGUCAGAGGAGGUCCUGGAGUCCUAUGAAAACCCCCCACCCAUCGUUUUGCCGAGCGAGGGCUUCCAGGUGGAUCUGGAGGCCGACUGCCCAGACGACAGCCUCCACCAGCACCUCCUCUACAUCCGCCACUUCCUGUGGAGCCUGCGGAGCAAGCCCAGCCCCGGCGGCGGGCCCGCCCAGCCGGAGUGUCUCCAGGGCCCGCACCACACCAGCCCCGAGGGCCACCCUGAGGACCAGAGCCGCCCCCUGGCUUCCAGGGAGCCCGGCAGGGGAGCCCGUGAGGCCGGCCCGGAGCGCCCUCCUCCUUCCGCGGGGGACCCGCAGGCACACGGCCCUCUGGGAAGGCCGCCCGGCCGCGUGAGCCGCGGGGGCCCCCAGGCCGGGGACCCACAUGGGGACCCCUCGUGCCUGCUGACGCCGCCCGGCACCCCGCUCAGCCUGGAGCCCACUGUCCCCGACUGGCCGGAAGCCAGCGGUGCCUGCGGGGAAGUGCUUCUGGGAGGGAGGAGGAGCGGGCUGAGCGGCCCGAGGUGCACAGCCCCAGAAGCUAGAGCGCGGCCCCUCUGGGCUGGGCAUGGGCCUGAUGGACGGGAUGCACACGCCCCUGGGCGCCCCAGGGCUCUACAUCCAGACCCUGCUCCCGGGGAGCCCCGCAGCGUCCGACGGGCGGCUGUCGCUGGGAGACCGCAUCCUGGAGGUGAACGGCAGCAGCCUGCUGGGCGUCAGCUACCUGAGAGCUGUGGAUCUGAUCCGGCACGGGGGAAAGAAGGUGCGGUUUCUGGUUGCCAAGUCAGACGUGGAGACGGCCAAGAAGAUCCGCUUCCGCACGCCCCCUCCCUAGGCGCCGUGCAGGGGCGGCCCGGGCACCUACACCUGUGGCUCCCAGACGAGGAAAGUGGAGCACAAUUCUGUCAUUUUCUACGUCAGUCGGCCAGCGCCCUAAAUGCUGUGAGGACAAUCCGACAGAACCCAAGCUCUGGAAGCGGCCACCCUCGCCCGCCCUCGGCGCGGCUGCGGUGCGCGCCCGGCCCAGGUGAGUGCGCCCUGCUCGCGCGCCAUCCUCCGGGCCGCAGCCCAGCCCGUGUCCUCCCGGCCUCCGAGGCCCCGGCGGCCCUGCCGCUGCGGCCGACACGCCUGGGACAGCCCGGCCCCGCCGGAUUCGAGCUCGGGUCGUUGGACUGGACUCAGCCCCCACAGAAGUCUACCCUGCAAAGACAAUGGUAAGGGAACGUUUCUAGAGCGGCCUUGGCUCUGUGUGAAGCUGGGAAAAAAGUCCCCUCAAAGUCCGUAUUCUCAAACUGGUUCGUAGGAACGUUUAAGACCCGAACUUGCAAUAUCUGAACGAACGACGUGAAAAAACUGAAAGCUGAGCAUUAAUUGGCAUUUGGCAAAUUGAAAAAAAGCAUUUUCUCUAAGUGUCACAUCCUCAGCCCUGGCCUCCCUGGACCCAAGUCCGGAGGGCCAGGCAGGCCCGGGCCGGGGCGGGAGAAGGGCGUCGCCGGGGCUCGCAGGGCUGGGUUGGUCCCAUCCUGGGAGGGUCAG